Messenger RNA from Mytilus trossulus (common blue mussel), 2534 nucleotides. RefSeq names its product solute carrier family 45 member 3-like. Gene Ontology annotation, cellular component: membrane. The coding region runs from base 187 to 2163 and encodes 658 amino acids. NCBI's taxonomy places the organism in Eukaryota, Metazoa, Mollusca, Bivalvia, Mytilida, Mytilidae. The transcript has 3 exons. The record is from RefSeq and is a predicted model, not a curated record. Gene Ontology annotation, molecular function: sucrose:proton symporter activity.
UAAUUAAAGGUUUAGCUAUAUAAAAGUAGAUCUUUAUUUUUUAUUUGGAUAAAGUAUUUUAAGACAUUAAACGUGUUGUUAAAGAUUUCGUGGCGUGAUAUAUAUUGACAUUAUAGUGGAGGUUAAAAAUUCAGUCCUUUUUCAAACCAUAUGUGUAUAAAAUAAGAGAUCAAAUGUGAUUGUGGUAUGGAUAUAGAAUUCAUGGAUUCAUCAGAUCUCCUGAAGAGCAUAGACAAUGAAAAUGUGCUGUCAGGUCUUCAGAAAACCAUAGAUAUUGAAAAUAUUCAUAAUCAUGGAAAUUUAGAAAGAUGCAGCCAUUCAGCAAGUAAUAUACAGUCUGUGGCCUCCACCAAUAUGGACGACAAUUCAUGUGAAUCCAAGGAGCUCAUUCCUAAUAUAGAGGUCACACAACAUCUUCAAAGCAUCAUGCCACCAGAGGGCACUACAGGAACCCCAGAACCGAAACGUUCUUUGACUUUAAUGCAGAUGAUCCUGUUGAACGCCAUUGUUUGUGGAGUUGAAGUUUGUGCGUGUGCAGGUUUUACCUAUAUACCACCAAUGUUAUUAAAGGCUGGAUACACUGAGGAAAACAUGAGUAUAAUCCUUGGUAUGGGACCAUUCUUAGGCCUCAUCGUUGUGCCAAUUAUUGGUAAAGAAAGUGACCGUUGUAAGAGUCGUUUUGGUCGCAGGCGACCAUUUAUAGCCGGGCUGUCACUUGUUUUAUUAUUUUCCUUGUUAUUUAUACCAUAUGGGGAUGUAUUAUUUAUAAAGCUGUUAGGAGACACAUCCUUUAGUAAAACAAUGUGUCUCGUAGGAUUAACUGUUGGUGUGAUACUAUUAGAUUUUACUAGUCAGGCAUGUUUGACGCCAUGUGAAGCUCUUCUGUCUGAUGCAUCACAAGGUACACAGCAACACGAACAAAUAUUUACCAUAUACUCACAAAUGGUCAGCUGUGGUGGUUUCCUAGGUUACCUAGUUACAGCAAUAGACUGGAACUCAAUGAGUAUAGGUCACUUUUUUGGCAGCCAAGAAAAAACUGUGUUUUCAGUAUUAACCGUUUUAUUUUUACUUUUGUUCACAACCACUAUAAUUGUUGCAAAAGAAGAGCCUCUUAGUGAAAGAGUAUCAAGUCAUCUUGAUUUACAACAACUUGAAGCAGAUAUCCCAGAAUUCAAAGUUCCAGGAAGUACAUUAGAAUCUGGGUAUGAAUCUAGCAUCAAUUCUGAUGAAGAAAAUUAUUACCCAGGACAAUUAGUUAGAAGACAAAAACGGGUUAAAAGUUUCUCAAAAUCAAGCAAAAAAACAAGAAAUUAUUUCACAUUACUUUUAAAUCUUUGUUUAUAUCCAUUAAUAUUUGUACUUAAACGUAUCAAAGUUUUAACAGUGUUACAGACGCUUUGUAAAGCAGUUGGUGGAAUUAUAUAUGAAAAACUUCCAGAAACUGUGAAAAAUUUAAUAAAUAUUCCAUACGUUUUAAAAGUUUUAGCAUUAGCAAACUUUUGUAGCUGGACAGCACUAAUGGGAUUUAAUUUAUUUUUUACUGAUUUUGUUGGACAAGCCAUAUAUGGUGGCAACCCUAAUGCUCCUGAAAACUCAAUUCUACGUAAUCAUUACGAUGAAGGAGUUAGAAUGGCUAGUUGGGGAUUAUUAUUUCAUUGUAUAACAUCAGCUAUAUAUGCUUUCUUAGUGGAAAGACUUGUGAAUAAGUUUGGAACAAGAUGGACAUACUUCUUUGGAAUGUUUUCAUUUUCAAUAGCCAUGUUUUGUAUGGUGACUUGGAGAAAUAUCUACAUAGUGAAUUUAAUGGCAGCAUUUACAGGAUUUGCCUAUGCAACAUUGACAACCAUUCCAUUUAUACUGGUUACAACCUAUCAUACAGACAAACAGGUUUUCUUCUUUGAUGUGAAUAGUAGUGGACCUAGUCGUGGAGUAGGAGGUGAUAUGGGUACAUUAGAUACAGCUUACUUCUUGUCACAAGUUGUCUUGUCAGGCCUGAUGGGAUACAUUGUCCACAUGACUGGUACAGUGUUGUCGUACAUGGUGACUGCUGGGGCCAUGGGUAUUCUGAGUUGUAUAUGUGUACAAAGAAUUAUAUCUAACAAACAUGACCUACACCAUGUUCUACCAAAGCCGAGAGAGAAUAUGAGAAUAUUGAACAUCUAACGUGUUAUUGUUAUAUUUAUUAUUUAUUGUUAUUUUAUAUAUAGGGUUAUUUUGUUGAACUGUUUUAUGUUUAAAAUGAAACUAGUCUACUCUCAAGUUCAAUCAUAGUGACCAAAAAUAUAUGUAAAAUUAUUGUCAAUAUUUACAAGCUUGUCUCAAAUAUGUAUUGAGGGAAUACAUGUCUUACAAGAAUGUAUUUUGAAAACUACUUGAAUUUCUGUUGUGAUAUUUUAUGAGACACAAAUUUUGUAAUUUUUAUUCUCACUGAAAACUGCCAAAAUGUCUUAGUUUGUACCAUUUUUGUCUUGUAUGUGACUAAAGUGACAGAGUGCAAAGACAUGGGGGAACAAAUCUAAUUGCAAUGAUAUGAA